Molecule: messenger RNA, 3350 nt
Organism: Erinaceus europaeus (western European hedgehog)
Lineage: Eukaryota; Metazoa; Chordata; Mammalia; Eulipotyphla; Erinaceidae
Gene: RANBP9
Product: RAN binding protein 9
Exons: 14
Coding region: 327-2504 (725 amino acids)
Biological process (GO): cytoskeleton organization; cell surface receptor signaling pathway
Cellular component (GO): cytoplasm
Molecular function (GO): protein binding
Source: RefSeq, a predicted model, not a curated record
AAACAGCCGCGAGAGCAGCGGCCGCGGCGGCCGCCACCGCGCCUUAGUCUCUCCCGCGCUCCCGCCUCGCCCCUGCCCUCCGCGCCGCGUCCCCGGCCCACGCUCCGGCCAACGUUCUCUCGGGGCCCCCGGGUUUCGCCGCCCACUUCUCGGUCUCCGAGCCCCGUAACCGUCGCGCUCUCUCCCCGGGCGCGCGGCCCGCCGCCUGCUUCCGGGGCGGGCGGACUGGGUGCCUGGUGCCGGCGGCCGCAGCGACAGCGCCCCCGGGAAGCAGAGGAGGAAGGAGAGAAGAGGCAGAGGUGGCCGCGGGCCGAGUCGCGGCCGGGAUGUCCGGGCAGCCGCCGCCUCCGCCGCAGCACCAGCAACAACAGCAACAGCAGCAGCUGCCGCCGCCGCCGCCGGCGGCCGUGGCCCCAGUCUCCGGAGUCGUCCUGUCCGCGCCGCCGGUGGUCAGCGCCGGCUCCUCACCGGCCGGCUCCCCCGGCGGCGGCAGCGGCUUGGGGGCCGCGGCGGCCGCUCUGCUCCUCCACCCGCCGCCGCCGCCGCCGCCGCCCCCGGCCACCGCGGCCCCGCCGCCGCCGCCCCCGCCGCCCUCCUCGGCGGCUGCCCCGGCCAGCGCGCCCCCAGCGCCCCCGGGCCUCGCUGCGGGCCCCGGCCCGGCCGGAGGUGUCCCGGCCCCAGCUCUGGCUGCGGGCAGCAGCGCCGCGGCCCCUUUCCCACACGGGGACUCGGCCCUGAACGAGCAGGAGAAGGAGCUGCAGCGGCGGCUGAAGCGCCUCUACCCGGCCGUGGACGAGCAGGAGACCCCGCUGCCUCGGUCCUGGAGCCCGAAGGACAAGUUCAGCUACAUCGGCCUCUCUCAGAACAACCUGCGGGUGCAUUACAAAGGUCAUGGCAAAACCCCAAAAGAUGCAGCAUCAGUUCGAGCCACACAUCCAAUACCAGCAGCCUGUGGGAUUUAUUAUUUUGAAGUAAAAAUUGUCAGUAAGGGAAGAGAUGGUUACAUGGGAAUUGGCCUUUCUGCUCAAGGUGUAAACAUGAAUAGACUACCAGGCUGGGAUAAACAUUCAUAUGGUUACCAUGGGGAUGAUGGACAUUCUUUUUGUUCUUCUGGAACUGGACAACCAUAUGGACCAACUUUUACAACUGGUGAUGUUAUUGGCUGUUGUGUUAACCUUAUCAACAAUACCUGCUUCUACACCAAGAAUGGACAUAGUUUAGGUAUUGCUUUCACUGACCUACCGCCAAAUUUGUACCCUACUGUGGGACUCCAGACACCAGGAGAAGUCGUUGAUGCCAAUUUUGGGCAACAUCCCUUUGUGUUUGACAUAGAAGACUACAUGCGAGAGUGGAGAACCAAAAUACAGGCACAGAUAGAUCGGUUUCCUAUUGGAGAUAGAGAAGGGGAAUGGCAGACAAUGAUACAAAAAAUGGUUUCAUCUUACUUAGUUCACCAUGGGUACUGUGCCACAGCAGAGGCCUUUGCCAGAUCUACAGACCAGACCGUUCUAGAAGAAUUAGCUUCCAUUAAGAAUAGACAAAGAAUUCAGAAAUUGGUUUUAGCAGGAAGAAUGGGAGAAGCCAUUGAAACAACACAACAGUUAUACCCAAGUUUACUUGAAAGAAAUCCUAAUCUCCUUUUCACAUUAAAAGUACGUCAAUUUAUAGAAAUGGUGAAUGGUACAGAUAGCGAAGUGCGGUGUUUGGGAGGCCGAAGUCCAAAAUCUCAAGACAGUUAUCCUGUUAGUCCUCGACCUUUUAGUAGUCCAAGUAUGAGCCCCAGCCAUGGAAUGAAUAUUCAUAAUUUAGCAUCAGGCAAAGGAAGUACUGCACAUUUUUCUGGUUUUGAAAGUUGUAGUAAUGGUAUAAUAUCAAAUAAAGCACAUCAAUCAUAUUGCCAUAGUAAACAUCAGUCAUCCAAUUUGAAUGUACCAGAACUGAACAGUAUAAAUAUGUCAAGAUCACAACAAGUUAAUAACUUCACCAGUAAUGAUGUAGACAUGGAAACAGAUCACUACUCCAAUGGAGUUGGAGAAACUUCAUCCAAUGGUUUCCUAAAUGGUAGCUCUAAACAUGACCACGAAAUGGAAGAUUGUGACACCGAAAUGGAAGUUGACUCAAGUCAGUUAAGACGCCAGUUAUGUGGAGGAAGUCAAGCUGCCAUAGAAAGAAUGAUUCACUUUGGAAGAGAGCUACAAGCUAUGAGUGAACAGCUGAGAAGAGAAUGUGGCAAAAAUACAGCAAAUAAAAAAAUGUUGAAGGAUGCGUUCAGUUUACUAGCUUAUUCAGAUCCUUGGAAUAGCCCAGUUGGAAAUCAACUUGACCCUAUUCAGAGAGAACCUGUGUGCUCAGCUCUUAACAGUGCAAUAUUAGAAACCCACAAUCUGCCAAAGCAACCUCCACUUGCCCUAGCAAUGGGACAAGCUACACAAUGUCUAGGACUGAUGGCUCGAUCAGGAAUUGGAUCCUGUGCGUUUGCCACAGUAGAAGACUACCUACAUUAGCUAUGCAUUUGCAUUUAAGGAGCUUAUUGUGGCAUAUAGUCAACAUGGAAGUAGACCAGCUCUGCUGAUUUGAAAUUUAGAUUUUUUAAUUAUGUACUGGGGACAGGUUUUUGUCGCUUUACAUUGCUUCCUAGUUUACAGCAUGAUGCAAAUGAUUUUCUAACUUAGUGUUAGGAGAAAUUUUCCAUCUUUAACCUCUUAGUUGUCUAAGAGUUAAAUAUUAUUGAAUUUCAGACGUUCAAAUUGAUCAUCACAAAUACUUUAAAACAAUUAAACCAAAAAAUCCUGCCUUCUUUGUUGGGGAGAGAAAGGGGGAGGAAAUGGAACAAGUCGUGUUUGUGUUAGCAUGUGGGUGAUGUAAACUUCAAAUUGGGAGAUGUUCCGACCCCUACUCCUAUGUAAACAUUCAAUCAAUGUAACUUGCAAAAUGCAUAAACAUCUGACAGUUUGAAUUUAUAGUGUUGAUGGAAGAAAUCAUUUUUAAUGUGUACUGUAAAACUUGAAAUACUCAGGAGCUGAGUGAAUAUGUUUGUUGCUACUUACAAUCCCGACCUGUUAGUCCCAGUAGUUUUGUUUUAACAUGGUCCUUUCAACUUCGUUUUCCUGUUUAACUACAGACGACUUCUGUUGUAGACUCACAAGUUUAACUGUUGUAUUAUAACAGUAUUACAUGUCAACAGUGUGGUUAUGACCUUUAUUUAUAUAAAAACCAAAUAUUUAGUCAAUUUACUGUGUCUUAAUUUAAUCUUUGUACACCUUCCAUUUUUAAGUGCUUAAAUGAGUACUAUAUUGCAAUAAAAAUGUAGUGAUAUAAUUAACCAGCCAUUAAAAAUUUACUUCUACAGA